This is a messenger RNA of Cotesia glomerata, 2392 nucleotides long. Its product is annotated as dystrophin-like. The transcript is spliced from 9 exons. Lineage: Eukaryota; Metazoa; Arthropoda; Insecta; Hymenoptera; Braconidae. Gene Ontology annotation, cellular component: plasma membrane. Gene Ontology annotation, molecular function: protein binding; zinc ion binding. Gene Ontology annotation, biological process: synaptic signaling. The coding region runs from base 376 to 2046 and encodes 556 amino acids. The record is from RefSeq and is a predicted model, not a curated record.
UUGCUAGUACAGUCCGAAAUUCUUCCCAGAAUCGAUAUAGCAGAUAGCUAUUAUUUCUUAAAGUAUAGUAUCGUGACACACGCUAACGUAAAUAAAUUUUCGAAAGCAAAUUUCCUAUCUUUUUGUUAUUCUAUAUAGUGAAAAUGGAAUAAUCAAGUCGCAAAAACAAUCCAAGUAAAAUUUAUAACAUCACUUGCCGAUUAAAACGGAUCUUAAACACAUUAAGAAAUUCACCUCAGCGAAGACAAUAAAUCUAUGAAUUGAACACUUCUGGAUUUAAAUUGCGAAUCAAAAUUGCACAUAAAACUCUGAUGAUCCAAAGAAGUAGCGCAUCGGAAGUUGGACCUGGUAAAUGGAGGAUGGAAAGCUCUAACGAUGGCUAUUGAUGAUCAAUAUAAGACACCUGUCGUCCUGGAUCAAAAAAAAGAUAUGCCCAACUAUCAAGAUCUCUUAUUAGAGAGUGUCGAUCAGCCAUGGGAAAGAGCUCUCACACCAUCCAAAGUGCCUUAUUACAUAAAUCAUAAAACGGAAACAACUCAUUGGGAUCAUCCUAUCAUGAUUCAGUUGAUGUCAUCGUUAGCUGAAUUGAAUGUAAUACAUUUUUCAGCAUAUAGAACUGCCAUGAAAUUACGAACAGUACAAAGACAACUAUGCCUUGACAGUUUAAGUAUGUCCUCAGCCGUGAGUAAUUUUGACUCACAUGGACUGAGAGCGCAAAACGAUAAAUUAAUUGAUUUACCAGAAAUGAUUACCAUACUUACGUCAUUAUACUCGUAUAUUGCAUCUAACAGUAAAGCCCAAAUCUCUGUGCCAUUAUGUAUAGAUUUAGCUGUUAAUUGGCUCCUCAAUGUGUACGAUAGUCAGCGCACAGGUCAUAUUCGAGUUUUAUCAUUCAAAGUUGGGUUAGUCUUAUUAUGUCAUGGAAACUUGGAAGAAAAAUACCGAUAUUUGUUCCGAUUAAUAGCAGAUCCAAAUAGACUAGUGAAUCAACGAAAGUUAGGUCUUCUAUUACACGAUUGCAUUCAAGUUCCCCGACAACUUGGUGAAGUAGCGGCUUUUGGUGGAUCAAACAUUGAACCAAGUGUCAGAAGUUGUUUUGAACGAACAGGAAUACAAAGAAAUGAAAUUCAAGCAGCAGAUUUUUUGUGUUGGCUUCAACAAGAACCACAAAGUAUGGUAUGGUUACCAGUUCUUCAUAGAAUAGCAGCAGCAGAGAAUGCAAAACAUCAGGCGAAGUGUAACAUCUGCAGAGAUUAUCCAAUAAUAGGCUUAAGAUACCGUUGUUUGAGAUGUUUCAACUUCGAUAUGUGUCAGAAGUGUUUUUUUUUUGGCAAAAGAGCUAAGAACCAUAAAUUGUCGCAUCCUAUGCAAGAAUAUUGCACAACGACUACUUCAGGUGAAGACGUUCGAGAUUUUACGAGGGCUUUACGUAAUAAAUUUAAAUCAAAGAGAUAUUUUCAAAAACAUCCAAGAGUUGGAUAUUUACCGGUUCAAACCGUUCUAGAGGGAGAUGCUCUAGAAAGUCCUUUUCCAUCACCUCAACAUAAUACGUUGAGUCAUGACAUGCACUCACGGUUAGAGAUGUUUGCUUCAAGACUUGCUGAAGUGGAAUCAGCUCGAAGCCCGAAAAACUCUAGUCCUGAGAGUGAUGAUGAACACCAAUUGAUUGCUCAUUAUUGCCAAAGUCUUAAUGAUAGUGCUUUAACUAUUAAUAAUAAAUCUGUUCAAGUUAUAACGAAUAUCAAUCACGAACAGAAAAUAGAACUUGAAGCCAUGAUCCAAGAACUUGAAGAUGAAAAUUCUAUUCUCCAAAACGAAUAUGAAAGCUUACGAUCAAAAGAAACCAUUGAGAUAAAUUCUGAAACGCAUGGAAGUAAUCGACGAUUAGAUUCUGAUAUGAUUGCAGAAGCAAAACUACUUAGACAGCACAAAGGAAAGUUAGAGAAACGCAUGCGAAUACUCGAAGACCAUAAUCGUCAACUAGAGGCGCAACUGCAGAGACUGAAACAACUUUUAAUAGAGGUAACGAUAAUAAAGAAGAGUUGAGCAGGUAACAUAUAAAUGAAAACUUUAAAAUAAAUACGAUAAGACAAAGAGGAAAUAUACCAAGAAAAGAAAACGUUAGUCAGAAAAGACGUGAAGAUAACGGAAAAAGAAAAACAAUAAAAUAACGAGAAUAAAAAUUUAUUGGUUCUGGAUGGUAAUUACUCACAAAGCUGAUGAUACGAAGUGUCAAUUAAAAAAUAUAAAGAAGAAAAGGAUUAACACACAGUUUAAUGAGAUUCAUAACAUCAGAAAAGAUUGAAAAAAAUAUAUCCGGGCUGAAUGCCACAAUAAAAGAUUUAAUGAAGAACCAAAUAUACAAUACAAUAAAAUCAUCAAUGAGAGAGCU